Pelobates cultripes (western spadefoot toad) is the source of this 339-nucleotide messenger RNA. NCBI's taxonomy places the organism in Eukaryota, Metazoa, Chordata, Amphibia, Anura, Pelobatidae. The record is from the annotation of a GenBank genome assembly.
AUGAUCCGAGGCAAACUGAUAGCAAUAGCCACAGCGCUCAAACAUCAACGCUUGAAAGAUUUAAUAAACGCACUGGCGGAACUGACAAGACUGGAAACACUCCACAAACAGAACCCGUCGGACCAGCUCCUGGCUCAGCUCACAUCCACACGGGAACUAAUCAAACAGCUCUCAAGAGUGAACGUAGCGAGAAACCUCAUGUGGACCAAACAAAGUUUCUACGAGAAGGGAAAUAAAGCUGACUCCCUCCUUGCACACUGCCUCAAGAAACGACAAGACAUCAAGAGGAUAUCGAAGAUCCAGAGAAAUAACGAACAGACCGGACCAAAUAGCCAAUGA